AUGCCAGAGGGAAAUCACAGCACUGUGACUGAAUUUAUUCUUACUGGAUUCCCUGGACUUCAUCCAGAAUAUGAAGGUCUCGCCUCAGCUUUGUUGUUCUUGGUUUAUACCUUCACUUUGAUAGGCAAUGCUACCGUUCUUUUUUUAUUUGCAACUGACCGCAGCCUUCACAAGCCCAUGUAUUACAUCAUUCUGAAUCUCAGUGCUUGUGACAUUCUCUUUAGCACAACAACUUUACCUAAGAUCAUCAGUAAGUAUUGGUUUCAAUCAGGGACCAUCUCAUUCACUGCUUGUUUUGUCCAAAUGUACUUUGUUCACUAUCUUGGCACAGUGAAUUCCUAUAUUCUCUUCCUGAUGGCUUUAGAUAGGUAUCUGGCUAUCUGUCAUCCUCUCAGAUAUUCACUUGUUCUUAAAAACUCCACUAUCUGCAUUCUCAGUGUUACUGCAUGGGUUGUUGCCAAAGCAUGCCCUUUAAUGUUAGUUAUUAGGGCGUACCCACUUCCAUACUGUGCCUCAAACAUAAUCCACCACUGUUACUGUGAUCAUAUUGGUAUAACAACACUGGCGUGUACUGAUAGAGCCCCUUAUGGUUUUCCUGCUUUUGUGUUGGCAAUGAUUAUGCUACUGGGGCCUCUGGCGUUUAUAAUUUUUUCAUAUUCAAGCAUAAUUAUAGCAGUACUUAAGAUAGCAAAUUUACAAGGUCGUCUGAAGUCUCUGUCCACUUGUAGUACUCAGCUGAUUAUAAUCUCACUUUAUUAUUUACCCAGAUGUUUUGUAUAUUUAGCCAGCAAUGUUGGCAUUAAAUUUAGUGCUGAUGCUCGAAUAGUGAUCAUCAUGCUGUAUAGCCUUUGCCCCCCCAUGAUCAAUCCACUUAUAUACUGCUUAAGAGGUAAAGAUAUGAGAGAAAGUUUGUUGAGGCAAUUCAACAAAAGGACAGUUCUACAACAAGCACAAAUUUCAGCUGUUAGUGACUGA
Molecule: messenger RNA, 975 nt
Organism: Toxotes jaculatrix (banded archerfish)
Lineage: Eukaryota; Metazoa; Chordata; Actinopteri; Toxotidae
Product: olfactory receptor 2AT4-like
Exons: 1
Coding region: 1-975 (324 amino acids)
Biological process (GO): G protein-coupled receptor signaling pathway
Cellular component (GO): membrane
Molecular function (GO): olfactory receptor activity; G protein-coupled receptor activity
Source: RefSeq, a predicted model, not a curated record